AGCCGGCAGCGCCGGGCAGCGCGGAGCGGCCUCUUCCUCCCUCCCUUCUCCUCCUCCUUUUCCUCCUCUUCCUCCUCCUCCUCCUCAUCCCCGUCCCGGGAGCGCGCUCGGGCGCGUGCUGGCGGCGGCGGGGGCGCGCGCGGGCUCGGCGGGGGCGCAGCGCGGGGAUUGUUCGCGCCGCCGCUCGGGGAAGCGGAACGCGGGGAGCGCUCCCCGCCGCGCCCCCGCUGCCUCCUCCUCAUCCUCCUCCUCGGCCGCCGCCGCCUCCCGCCCCGCCGCCCCCGUGUCCGCGCCGGACCCCCACCCCGCCGCCAAUAUUCCCGAGAUCAAGCGCUACGCGGCGGCGGCGGGGCCGGCGGCGGGGCCCGGGGCGGGCGGCGGGGCCGGCGGCGAGAGCAGCGAGGCCGCCACCGCCGCCAUGGAGGCGCUGGGACCCGGGCCCCCAACAAGCCUUUUCCAGCCGCCCCGUCGCCCAGGCCUGGGCACUGUUGGGAAACCCAUCCGGCUCCUGGCCAACCACUUCCAGGUUCAGAUCCCCAAGAUUGAUGUUUAUCACUAUGAUGUAGAUAUCAAACCAGAGAAACGUCCCAGGAGAGUCAACAGGGAGGUGGUGGAUACGAUGGUGAGGCACUUCAAGAUGCAGAUAUUUGGGGAUCGGCAGCCUGGCUACGAUGGGAAGCGGAACAUGUACACGGCACACCCCUUACCCAUUGGCAGGGACAGAGUGGAUAUGGAGGUUACACUUCCAGGAGAGGGGAAGGACCAGACAUUUAAGGUUUCCAUUCAAUGGGUGUCAGUUGUCAGCCUUCAGAUGCUGCUGGAAGCACUGGCAGGGCACUUGAAUGAAGUUCCUGAAGAUUCUGUACAGGCACUGGAUGUAAUCACACGGCACCUUCCCUCCAUGAGGUACACCCCUGUGGGUCGCUCCUUUUUCUCCCCUCCUGAAGGUUAUUACCACCCCCUGGGAGGGGGCAGGGAGGUCUGGUUUGGCUUCCACCAGUCAGUCCGUCCUGCCAUGUGGAACAUGAUGCUCAACAUUGAUGUGUCAGCGACUGCUUUCUAUCGUGCCCAGCCUAUCAUUGAGUUCAUGUGCGAGGUUUUGGACAUCCAGAACAUCAGUGAACAAAGCAAACCUCUGACAGACUCCCAGCGUGUCAAGUUUACCAAAGAAAUCAGAGGUCUAAAAGUAGAGGUUACCCACUGUGGCCAGAUGAAGAGAAAAUACCGAGUUUGCAACGUUACCCGGCGACCAGCCAGUCACCAGACGUUCCCUCUGCAGCUGGAGAAUGGGCAGGCUAUGGAGUGCACAGUUGCUCAGUAUUUUAAGCAGAAGUACAGUCUGCAGCUGAAAUACCCUCACCUGCCCUGUCUCCAAGUGGGUCAGGAGCAGAAACACACGUAUCUGCCACUGGAGGUGUGUAACAUCGUGGCUGGCCAGAGGUGCAUCAAGAAACUCACAGACAAUCAGACCUCGACCAUGAUAAAAGCGACAGCCAGGUCUGCCCCAGACAGGCAGGAGGAGAUCAGCAGAUUGGUGAAGAGUAACAGUAUGGUUGGUGGGCCUGAUCCAUAUCUGAAGGAGUUUGGAAUUGUUGUCCAUAAUGAAAUGACAGAGCUGACAGGCAGAGUUCUGCCAGCCCCAAUGCUGCAGUAUGGAGGCAGGAACAAGACUGUGGCCACACCAAACCAAGGCGUGUGGGACAUGAGAGGGAAACAGUUCUAUGCUGGCAUUGAGAUUAAAGUUUGGGCUGUUGCCUGUUUUGCUCCUCAAAAGCAAUGCAGGGAAGACUUGCUGAAGAGUUUCACAGACCAGCUGCGCAAGAUCUCCAAGGACGCCGGGAUGCCCAUCCAGGGCCAGCCCUGCUUCUGCAAGUAUGCCCAGGGUGCAGACAGCGUGGAGCCCAUGUUCAAACACUUAAAGCUGACUUAUGUUGGCCUGCAGCUCAUCGUGGUGAUUCUGCCUGGGAAGACGCCUGUGUAUGCUGAAGUCAAGCGGGUUGGAGAUACUCUUCUAGGCAUGGCCACACAGUGUGUUCAGGUAAAGAACGUGGUCAAAACCUCACCACAAACGCUGUCAAAUCUGUGUCUGAAGAUCAAUGCCAAGCUUGGAGGAAUCAACAAUGUGCUGGUACCUCAUCAAAGAAAUUCCCACAGUCUGGAGUGGACAGUGGAGGAUAUGUCUGCAUUUGGAGUGUUCCCAGUAAGCCCUGAGCCAAGGGGAGUCAGAGCCAUCCAGCAGUCUGAGCCACCAAACUCAUCAAGGCCCUCGGUGUUCCAGCAGCCAGUGAUCUUUUUGGGAGCAGAUGUCACCCACCCUCCCGCCGGGGACGGGAAGAAGCCGUCCAUCGCGGCCGUGGUGGGCAGCAUGGACGGGCACCCCAGCCGCUACUGCGCCACGGUGCGCGUGCAGACCUCGCGCCAGGAGACCUCCCAGGAGCUGCUCUACAGCCAGGAGGUCAUCCAGGACCUGACCAACAUGGUCAGGGAGCUGUUGAUCCAGUUCUACAAAUCCACUCGUUUCAAACCCACGAGGAUCAUUUACUACAGAGGGGGAGUGUCGGAAGGACAGAUGAAACAGGUAGCUUGGCCAGAGCUGAUCGCCAUCAGGAAGGCAUGCAUUAGUUUGGAGGAAGAUUAUAGACCUGGAAUAACCUACAUUGUUGUGCAGAAAAGGCAUCACACCAGGCUAUUCUGUGCCGACAAAACUGAAAGGGUUGGUAAAAGUGGCAACGUACCAGCAGGCACUACUGUGGACAGCACCAUCACACAUCCCUCUGAAUUUGACUUUUACCUCUGUAGCCAUGCAGGAAUUCAGGGAACCAGCCGUCCCUCCCACUACCAGGUGCUGUGGGAUGACAACUGCUUCACAGCAGACGAGCUGCAGCUGCUGACGUACCAGCUGUGCCACACGUACGUGCGCUGCACCCGCUCCGUCUCCAUCCCCGCGCCCGCCUACUACGCCAGGCUGGUGGCCUUUCGGGCCAGGUACCAUCUUGUGGACAAGGAUCAUGACAGCGCUGAGGGCAGCCACGUGUCGGGGCAGAGCAACGGCCGCGAUCCGCAGGCGCUGGCCAAGGCCGUGCAGAUCCACCACGAUACCCAGCACACCAUGUAUUUUGCUUGAGAGCACCUGGGAAGAUGAGGCAAAACAACAACCCAUGCAGUCCUAAGUGUUUGGAAGCCUCCUGCUCUAUCUAGGGCCGGGGGAUUUUGGACUGCCCACUACCAGCAGCUCCGGACAGUCGCACUGAAUCUGUUCUUCACUGCAACGUCUGAUGCACCAACACAAUUGAGCCAUUUGUUUCAUUGUUUUCUGUACUAGAAAUCCAUAGACUUGUCUUUUCUGAUGCAUUGGACUGAAUUUUUACCUCAAAGCGCAAAGGCUGAUCAUCCUGAAAUUUUUCAAGGACUUGGCACGAAAGGUUUCUAUCAAAUCUUUUGCUAGCUGUGGUUUUUCAGUUCUCCUCAUCCCAUGAGCUGACGGUGACUGCUGCUCUGUCUCCGUGCCCUGCUUCGUGAGUAUGAUGUGAUGGCAAAAUGUUUUAUCCAGCUCGCUGUAAUCCUUCUGUCAUGUGGGGCCAUAGAUUUUUUAAUGGAGAUUUUAGACUUCACUACUGUAAAUGCCUUUUAACAAACAUGACUUUCACAGGUAUUGCAGUUUUUUGUCAGUUUUACUAAUUAUCUUUUUAAUCUCUGCAGACUUGGGCUGCAAAGCAAUUGCACUAUACUGCGAAUUAAUAGGUGGUUCUUGUUCUGUGAAUGUGUAAUAUAACCAAUAGUGAUGCCUGUCAGUAGAUUUUAAUGAUAAUGGUUAUAAAUAAUACUGCCAUGGUAUCGUAACAAGUACUGAACCAUCAUUUCCCCCCUCUAAAAAUGAUAAAACAAAAAAAAAAAAUUUAGCUUUUAGGUAUUUUGCAAACUUUUACAAAAGUGCCCACUUUAUGCUGCUGUGUGGUUUGAUAAAUCUAAGUGAUUUUAAAACUUUUUUCUCAUAGAAGGUUUAACUUUGGCAAUAAAUCUUUGUUUUUUAAGCCCCCCCAAACAGUGUAAUUUUCUAGCUGAGGAUUGUGCAUGAGUUUAACCAACAUUCUCGUGUCGUUUUCUGAACACACAAUUUGGCAGUUUCUGAAACAAAUUAGAAAAGACACAUUUCCAUGCUUUUUUUAAGAAUUAUUUUUAACUGUUUUAUAUUCACUGUUGGUGUCCUGUCUACAACAUUUUUUAUAAGCUUGGAAACUGGGUGUUCUAUGUAGGAAAGGCCAACGUGUGCAGUUGAAAUGUAUUGUGUGACAGGCAACCUGAGGACUUGUACCAGCAUUUUGAACUGUUUUUUUCCUGGGAAUCUGGGUUGCCCACACAACUGCAUUUACAGCAUGUUGAACCCGUGUGAGUCUCAAAUGCUGAUUCUGUCCCAGCCUAGAAAUUAGGGUUUUUAAUCUGCUUGGCUUUUUUCAGCUGCAACCUGUAAUCCAGAACAGGGACCUGGUUUCCCUGGUAUUCCUGUAAUCCAUGAACAUAGUAAUUUAAGACUAGAUUCCUUACUGUAUACCUGAGUUAGUGCAGAUUAAAGCUUAUUCCUAAACCAAGGAGGAGUUUGAGAAGCCCAAGGAUUGCACUGUGGUCUCUGAUACUCGUGUGGGGUUUGCUGCUAAGUUGUCUGCUGUCCCAAAGCUUAGGAACCACCCCCCUCCAAAUUUCAGCAAUAGGAAAUGCUGUUUCCUUCAGUCUUUAAGCUUGUAAAUAAAUGAAAGUUUACAUUUCUAAAUGCUGUUGUUUUCAGUUGUACCAGAGUACACUGAACAUCUUUAAACAGUUUUAUAAUCUUCUUGCCAGUAGUAUGUCUCAUAAAUUAAGUUUAACUUCUUUUUUUUCUGUUGAAAAUGGGACUGAAGUGAACCCUGCUCCUGGCACGUGCCAGGACAGGUUUAGAUUGAGGGAAAAAAAAAAAAAAAAGAUUCUUUUAAGUUUUUUAACUUUUUUUUUAAAGAAUACCUCACUUGUGUAAUAAAAUCAGGACAUGUGGGUGGGAGACUGACCGCUGCUUUUCUCAGUACUCGUUCAGGGAGAAGACACAAAAACCCUUUUUAGAGUGAGCUCUGACUGACCCAACACACACGGAGAACUUUGGCACCUUGAAAAGCACCUGAGCACCUGUUGGUGGUAGGAUCCAAGAUCCUUGAUUUGAGUUUGUGCACUAGAAAUGGGGCUGGUUUAACAAGGGUGCAUAAAAAAUGAACUUUACCACCAAUUAGCUGUCCAGUGCCAAGCACUCCUGGUUGAGACUGAGGGAAGGGAGAGCCUCUCCUUGGUUUGCCUGUGACUGGAUAUUUGACCUCAGACCAGGUGGAGCAUCCACCCCUGGUGAGCCCUGCACCAGCACCCGAGCAGGGCUGCUGUGAGCCCACCCCGGGCACAGGGCUGGAGUUUUGGGGGGAAAGCACUGAAGUUCAGGAUCCAAGUUGCAGCAGUGCUGCCCUAGGCAGGUCUGAGCCCAAGUCUGGAGGACUUGAGGACCUGGGUGAGCCCUGUGGGCCUGAGUGACUCGUUCUGCAUGUGUCAAUCAAUGGGAAGAUGUGCAUUCUGUAGCUGUAGUUUUAGGGUGUUUUGAUUUUUGUUUUUUUGGGUUUUUUUUAUAAAUAAAGCCUGUUGGCCACUGUUUAGCUCUGUGGUGUGAAAGAUUUUAAAUGUAGCAAAGUUCAAAGAGUUGGGGAAGGGGGUCGUUGAUAUAUAUAUCUUAAAAAAAUAUAUAUUAAAAAUAAGGGGAGGGAGGGGGCAGAAAUCCUGUUUUCCACCUGGUUCUGCUUGCUUUGUCCCUGCUGAGUUCUGAACAAGCUCUGGCAAUCCCUAGUUAGCCUGUCUCCACCAGUCUGGCUCUUGUAUUGCUGUGAGUUACCAGGAUCAUGGCCAGAGCCCCAUCCAAAGGGCAGAGGUCGGAGCACGGGCUGUCCCUGUGCACCCUCGCUCGGCCCUGCAGAUGGGGACAGGUCCUGCUUCAGAGCUGGGUCUGACAGCCCCCACCCCGACCCCUUUGUGGAUGUGCUGUAGGAGUUUUCUUGCUCAAUAGCGAGGGAGUGACUCUGCUUUCAUUUUCAGAAGGCAGGGCCAGAGGGCAUUGGAUCCAUCCUGAUCCUGAUCCACUGCAAGGCUCUUUCCCUGUGCACUGGAGGAAAGAUCUUGCACUAAAUAUCACUUACAGAUUUUCUUAGACCUUGCUAUUGACAUUUUCAUAUUUCUAUGUCUAGAGGCUGCAACUUCAAUGUAAAAUGUUUGCAUUUGUUCAGUUUGACUUCUGAUGUAAUCUUUUGGUUUCUAUAUUGUUAGACUUGUAAUGUUUCAAAUGGUAUUUUAUUAACUUUGGACUGGAUGUAUGUCUCUAGCAAUACGAGGUACUUUCUAAACUGUCCUGGGGCUCACAGCCCCGUGUCGAGAUAAGAUGCUGGUCGUGUACAAUUGCAAUGUAUUUUUUUUUUUUUUUUAGCCUGCAGGGAUAUUUUGUGUUCAUGUGUCCAAAAAUAAUAAUAAUAAUAAAAAAAAUUGGCAUUCUCGUGCCAAAUGUUCUGGUUUUCCUUAUUGCUGUCCAAUAAAUGCAAUGUACAGAGUGAGCAACCAGUACUGUUGCCUGUAAACAAAUGUCUUAAACUAUUUAACUUUUAAUUAAAACUUGUACACAAUGUG
Messenger RNA from Oenanthe melanoleuca, 6675 nucleotides. RefSeq names its product protein argonaute-4. The transcript is spliced from 19 exons. The record is from RefSeq and is a predicted model, not a curated record. The coding region runs from base 419 to 3124 and encodes 901 amino acids. Gene Ontology annotation, molecular function: RNA binding; protein binding. Lineage: Eukaryota; Metazoa; Chordata; Aves; Passeriformes; Muscicapidae.